Messenger RNA from Solanum lycopersicum (tomato), 6365 nucleotides. RefSeq lists its product as uncharacterized. Lineage: Eukaryota; Viridiplantae; Streptophyta; Magnoliopsida; Solanales; Solanaceae. The record is from RefSeq and is a predicted model, not a curated record.
GAUGGGAUAAAUAUUUUAUAUCUUGGCACUUCCACUCUCACUUUCCAAUCUUCUUCCUUCUUCUUCUCCCUCAUCAUUAUGAUACCUUUCUUCAUCCCCCAAAUCACCUGAUCUUUCAUCCUCCUUUGUUCUUCUUCCAUUUCACUCUUUCCUCUUUUUCUGCACCGUAUAUGCACUUCAUGACCCUCUUCUUCUGCUCAUUUCUUUAAUCCAGAUCACUUAUAUACAGUUUCAGCGAUUUUUUUUUCUGUGUCUGGAGUUUUGCAUAUAGCCUUUUGGUUUACAAAGCUGUCAUCCAAGUUUCACUGUGAAAGUUCCCCAACUCAAUCUUGCAGAUCUGGGUACCAUUUUUUUGGAGCUAAUACGUAGAGACAGAUCCAAGAUUUUAAUGUUAGCCGGCCGAGGGUGCGAUUUAUUAUACAUUGUGUAUACAUGGUUCGAGCUGACAAACAGUGAAUUUUAAUAAACCUGAUCAAAAGGGGUAGAUCCGAUUUUGGUGAUAAGUAUCUUUUCUUCCUUUUUAUUAUACUGUUGAUUAAAGGGACAUGUAAUUUUGUGUUUUUGUAUCUUUUGGUUCUCAAGAAUUGUGUUUUUGUAAAGAAAAAUUGUGGUUUGUAAUUUGGUUAAAGAUGGAAAUUUCCAGUGGACUGAGUCCUAGAGUGAACUCAGUUACAUCAGGUGAAGGUAAAAAAGAUGACCCAAAUCAUCAAAAAUUUGAAUUGGAAUCUAUUGAUUUGGUUUCACAUACGGAUCACCAGUUUCUUACUUUGAGUGCUCUAGAGAUUUUGAGGGAAACUGUGAGAAUUCUGCGGUAUAAUUCAAUAGGUUUCAUGACAAUUGCUGCAUUGCUAAUUUGCCCUGUAUCUGCCGUUGUUUUAUCUAAUGUAUUGGUCUAUCAGCCGUUUGUUACGAGAUUGAGUAUGAGGUUAUUGCUUGUAGCCAAAACAAGUGGGCUUCCACUUGAGCCAUUUAUCAAGCAGUCCUGUCAUAAAUUCUCUGAAGUGGUGAUUUCAGCUGUAAUGUGCUUCCCUCUGUAUGUAACGUUAUCGGUGUUUUCAAAAGCUGCUAUAGUUUAUUCAGUUGAUUGCACUUACUCUAGGAAAAAGUUUGAUUCACAAAAGUUUUAUGUCAUUAUGACCAAGAUUUGGAAGCGGGUUGUUGUGACUUACCUGUGGGUGUGUGUGGUGAUUGCUGGAUGCCUCACAUUGUUUAUUGUACUUCUUGUUUCUGUGAGCAGUGUUUUCUCGAUCAUGGGGUUUCCUCCCGAUUUGAUUUUAUAUCCCGCAAUGAUAGUAGGGAUGAUUUUCUCUAUAAUUUUAGCAAAUGCUAUUAUUAUUUGCAACAUUGCAAUUGUGAUAUCUGUUUUAGAGGAUGACUCUGGACCACAAGCAUUGCUUAUGUCCAGUUCACUCAUCAAGGGGCAGACACAAGUUGGACUUCUCAUAUUUCUUGGAUCAACUAUUGGGAUGGCAAUUGUGCAGGGUUUGUUUGAGCAUAGAGUGAAGACAAUAAGCUAUGGAGAUGGAUCUUCAAGAUUAUGGGAAGGGCCCCUUUUGGUGAUAUUGUACUCAUUUGUGAUACUUAUUGACUCCAUGAUGAGUACUGUUUUCUACUUCAGUUGUAAAUCGUAUAGAAUGGAAACCUCAAGUGAAGAAACUCAACCUGUGCUAGAAGCCUUGACUAUUUCUUCAGCAUUAGCAGAAGUCCAAUCACAUGUUUGAAAUUCGAAUUUAAGGCUCUUGAAGCUAGUGGAAGUUAUUUUGACAAGGAUUCAAUUUAUGCGUCUCUUGGGAAGAAAAAGAAUGAGUUGAAUCCUUGAGAAAGUUAUCAGAUGCUGAAGGCGGAUAAGUUAUGUGGUUUAGCCUAGUUGACCACUUCAUCAUAAAUAGCUUCUUUGCAGAUCUGUUGUCUGCCAACAUAUAUCAUAUUUAUUACCAAAAGAAAAUCAUUUGAAAGAUGGUAAUUUAGGAUUCUUGCACAGUAAUAAGCUGUUGAAAACCUCAGCUUGAGAUUUUAAAAUUUUAAACAAUGUACUUUUUGUCAUUCACAAUUUAUAAAGAUAUCUUUGAGUUUUCUUUCAUGGUCAAUUAUCUGUCUCCAUUUGCAUGUUAUGCAGUUAGUGAUUGAGCUUAAAACAACUGUAAUAAAUAGAGUGUGGCUUUCUAAUAGGAAUGUCGUGAGACCUUCAUAGAGCUCCAUAAUUGAUGAUUUUUAUUUUGGAAUAGCUUUCAUAAAUAUUCUUCUUUGUUUAGGAAAUGUCUCUUAAGAAUUAUUUUCUUAAAACUAGUGCCACUUUCUUCUCUUUUCUUUAUUAUACUCUCUCUGUCUAUGUGUGUGAGUGGGGGUGGGGGACUCCAGUUGUGGUUUUCCAUAAUAAACAGGUUCUCUCACUAAAUUAUGAGAAGUAUGCAUUGGGGAUGGAAAAAGAGGAACUCACAGAUUCUCUCUUCUCUUGGAAACUAAUAACUGGGCUAAGGAGAUUCUAGGAUAUAAUACUAGGUAUCAAUCUCGUGAAAAUGUUUUCAUGUAUCUCUUCCUCUGUGUCGUUACUUUUUGUUUUACUUGCAAAAAAAUGAUCACCUUUUGUCUUAAGACGCGAGCGAGUGUGCCAUUAGAAAAUCAUUGGAAAAUUGGUACUGAUAGACGAGGAAGUCUUAUAACUUGAGAACUGACAAGGUGUUAUCUGAGUAAUGACAAAUUAGCCAGGGAGUGAAAGAAGAGCCCAGCAUUCCUCUGUAUUACCAACUGAUCCAUAAGGCGUCAGCUAUUUUCAGUGUCGAAGAUGCACAAAUGUUGCAUUAUCAAUCGAUAGCAAACUGGUUAUAUCCAAAUCUACCUACAUGAAUUUUCAGAAUCUUCUAAACAUGAUCCUUAUAAUUUCUCUGACAGGUGAUGCAAUAGUCUCUGCAUUUGGUUUGUAAAACCUGCUAAGGUCACGGCCGUCAGGCGAAAAUUAUAUAAGAUGUUGGCACUUACUUUCAGGCAGAAGUUGCAAAUGUAUGGCGGAGAAGUUGAAUACUAUCAUUUAGUGUAGUUUGAAUUUGUGGCGCAGUGUAAAGUGCAGAAGCUAUUAAGGUUUACUCUCAUUAAGUGGGGGAAUCUGUUCCAUGCAAUCACAAAAACUUCACUUGGCUUGGAACGUAUAGAAUUUGAAGUUUAUUGAGGAACCCGAAUGAGGGAGCUAAAAAAAGAUAUACUGCAUUAUCAGAAGUUGAGAUAUCUCUGGGGUCCCUCUACUUGUGUCAUUUGGUAAGUUUUGCAAUGGUUUUGUUCAUGAAGGGAAGACAUCAUAAGACUAUUCUGGGACAGUUGACACAAACACUUGGUAAGCAGAAAUGACUAAAUGACCAUCAGAUGCUGCAUUAAGUGGAGAGAAUGGUAUGUUCUUUUUCCAAGUGAAUAUUUACAGCCUCCUCUCUACCAAUGUCCAAUGUAAUAGGCCAGGUUGAAGAUGGUAUCACCAGUCUACGGCUUAAGUCAUGAACGGCUCCUUUAAGUUGUCCGCAUAAUUCACUUAGACACCUCAACUAAGACUUGUACUUAUUGGACACCUCUACUAAUUCGGAUUUGAACCUUUUGAACACUUUUUUGACAAUCACCUAAAAGUAUGAAAUGUGUAUAAUACACUCGCGAUGACGUGGAAAAUUGACAAAUCAAUUACGUACAUGUGGCAUUUUGACGGAAAAAAAAAAGAAAAAAGAAAAAAUUUAAGUGUUGUCAUCACUUUGAAAUCCUAUUCGUCACCAUAGCUCCCUCCUCGACCAUAGUUUUCAUCACCUUCAAAUCCUCUUAACCCACUAUUCUUUUUUCAGAUCUAUUUUUUUUUUAAGUUGAAAAUAGCAAAUUGCAUAUGCCUAAAAAUUAAUCAAUACAUGAACCUACAAAAUAUGAACCACUUAUAAUUUUCGAUAUCAAUUAAAUCAUUGACUACAUAAUCAUCUAAGCAUAUUCGUUUUUUUUUUAUUUUAAAUCUGAUUUGUUAGAUAUAUUUUCAAUUAAAAAAAUGGAAGAAGAAACAGAGUAGUCAUUGUAUGGGUCUAUUUUUUCCCGUAAAUAAGAUCACAAUAUUUAACAAAUUUAAAGAAAAUGGAAAAGGAAAUCGUAAUGGUGUUUCUAUAGUUGAAUAUGAUAGAGGUGAGGGGGAGGGAGAGGAAGAGGAGGCAGGAGAAAAGAAAAGGGUGGAAGGUGUUGGUGGCAACAUCAUCAGCGAAGAUGGUAUUGGUUUUGGAAGAAGUUAUGGCCAAGGAAGAAGGAAGAAGGAAGAAGAGAGAGAUUUAAAAAAAAAAAAACUAAAAUACGUUCUGACGCGCUGAAUGGAUGUGUAUUACACCUUCCUUGCCAUGUCAGCGAAAAGUGUCAAAUAGGUACUUGUUCUGAACAAUAGAAGUGUUCAAUAGGUAUCAGUCCUAGUUGAAGUGUCUAAAUGAAUUAUGCAGACAACUUUAAGGGAUCGCAGAUGACUUAAGCCCUAGUCUAGUGAUAUCAUCAUUCAUCAUGGUCAUCACCAAAAUGGCUUCUCCACUUAAUUGACCUUUGCACGAUCCUUUUAGGUGUCUGAUCAUUAUCUUACCAGAUGCGUCAUGUCCUGACUUGUGCAUACCUUGACAAUGGGGUUUCCUUCUGAAGAGUCAUGCUAGAUGUUGAUUGUACUGCGAAGUACCUAGCUCUUCAGCUCCUGAUGAUGACAUCCGGAAUUUUUGUUUUCGCGCUUUAUAUGCUUAUAGAUUCAGUUUUCUGAUAGCUUGUUCAUCUUCAUUUGCUAAUGCUCUUCAUUUAUCAUAUCAACUUUCCCAUUGAAAUCUCUCAUUCAGAAGCUGAAAUCCCUAGCUAAAAUAAAAGCUUUUUAAUAAAUCAUUAUUUCUUGGUAGAUUUGAGUGCUGAUAUCUUUUACAAUCAUGUAGGUGAUAUAAUGCUUAUUUUCCAGGUUCACAUCAGACAUCAAUUGUAAUUCCUUUCUUUAUAAAGCUGUGAAUCACCUUUCACCAGACUGCUAUCAUACAAUCCCUUUUUUAUACUUGGAGUCUGGAGAUAAGUAUACAAUCAUAUCAGACUGUUUUGAUUUACUCGAGCCGAGGAUCUUUCAGAGGCAUACUCUCUAUCUCUGAGAGAUAGUGGUAAGGCAUGUGUAUACUCUACCCUCCCCAGACCCACUUUAUGGGAUUUUAUUGGGUUUGUUGUUAUUGCUGUUGUAGUCUGGAGGGCUUCUCCAAGUGGAGAACUUAUUUACCAUGGUCUUUUGGGGAUUUGGAUUGUUAAAGAAGGGCACACUUUGUGAAGGAUGGUGUAUAUACAAUUGUAGGUGUUUUGGGUGCAAAUGAACUGUUCCUGUAUCACAUAAGUGUUAUUGCCUUUAGGAUCUGCAUCUAUAGUGGUUUUAUUUGUAUUAAUUUGGUGCAAAGCAGAUGAAUUGUCUAUUAUGAAGUGUUCAAUCUAGAUAACAGUGCCAUAGUCCCAAACGUUUAGUUUAACGUAAAUGCAGUACAUAUUUGAGCUGUAUUUGCAUUAACUUUAAGCCAUCUCAAGAAUUUUUAUGGAAUAUAUUGCAUCAUUCAGUCAAAUGCUGUACUCUGGGGUUACUUUUAUUUGCUAGUGUGAAAGUCAUAGCUGGAUUCAUUUGCAGUAUUCCAACUGCAUAUGAUAGUUAUGAUGAUUCCUUUGCAUAUCGCUAUUGCAUGUGAUAUUUAUGCACUACUCAAUCCAGUGUGGAACAGAAUCAACUUAGCAUAUUUGUUUAUCUAUGUUUUUCUGGAUCAAUUUAUGGAGAAACUCGAAUGAGGGAGCUAAACAAAGAUGAUACACUGCAUUAUCAGAAGUUGAUAUAUUUCUAGGGUCCCUCUUUCCCUAUAUCCAAUGGAAUAGGCCAGGUUGAAGAUGGUAUCAUUAGUCUACUGAGUCUCAUCAUGAUCAGUACCAAAAAAGCUAUUUGCACUAUCCUUGUAGGUGUCUGAACAUUAUCUUCCUUGCCAGAUGCCUCAUCUCCGUCGCUAGUGCAGAACUUACUGAAGAAUCAUGCUAGAUGUUGAUUGUCCCGCGAAGUACCUAACUUCGUCAGCUCCUGAUGAUGACAUCUGGAAUGGGUAAAUAUCAGGAGAGUCUAAACUGCUCUCUGAAGAAGCAACACCACCUGAUGUAGAAACUUGGCUGGCCCUGGAGUCAUUUUGGUAAGGUGGUCGAGCUACAUUCGUCUGUAUGGUCUGAUCAUCUCACUGCUCUUUCUAAAGAGACAGAAAUGUAAGUGAAGUCAAAACUUCUUUAUAACAACAGUUUACUAGGGAAUUGGUUUUUUAUGUUGUAUUUUACCUCUGUAUAACGUUCUUUUUCCUUUUACAACAAUCAUCUUUAUAACAACACACAUUUUUGUAAAA